AUGUCCUCGUCAUUCCUACGAAUUCUCUCAUCCUCCGCCGCGGCGCUCAGCCGAUGGAAGCUACAUCCGGCGGCGGCAAUCGGCAUUGGCCUCCCUCGUUACAACCGAGGUUUCUGCUCUUCCUCGUCGUCGGUCGAAGAAUCUAGUACGCCGAGCAGCGGUAAAACGGAGCUUCUGAACUUGGAGGAAGUGAAGAAAAUCCUCAACGACGUUCACGCCGACGAUAUCAAGGUUAUUCCGGUACCCAAACACUAUGACUUUGCCGAUCAUAUGGUCAUCGCCACCGGCCGCUCCGAGUGGCACGUCCGUAAUAUUGCCCAAGCCCUUAUUUACAGGGUAAAGCAGAAGCAAAAAGGAGCGAAGAGGAUGGUGCUGCCUAAUGUCGAAGGACAGGAAGUAGGGAAGUGGAUUGUCAUUGAUUCUGGCAACUUGGUGAUUCAUGCUCUGGAUGAGAAAGUGAGAGCAUAUUACAAUCUUGAGGAGAUUUGGUCCUCCCCAAAGACCUCAUCCGAUCUUGAGCAGGCACCGGAUCUGGAGAAGGCUUUUGUGAAGAUCCGACCUAAGAAUAAUUCCAAGAAACGACCCCAACCGAAAGCCUGA
Molecule: messenger RNA, 600 nt
Organism: Oldenlandia corymbosa var. corymbosa
Lineage: Eukaryota; Viridiplantae; Streptophyta; Magnoliopsida; Gentianales; Rubiaceae
Source: the annotation of a GenBank genome assembly